CCUCUCCCGAUCAUCUCUUUCUUUCAUUUUAAAUUAAUGUUUUAUUUCGAUCCUUUCCAGCAACCUCUUUUUAUUUUCCGGUAGGGUUCUUUGUGGUGAUUAUGAUCUAGGGAAGCGCCGUUAAUAGGAUUUAAGAAGCAACAUGCGAUGGGAUGACCCAGAACUUGAAGCCAUCCGAAAUAGAAGGAUGCAAGAGAUGAUGGCUCAACAAGGCAUUAGAAAUCAGCAAAAUGAAGGUCAACAAAAAGCACAAGAAGAUGCCAAGAGGGAAGCUGAGGAACGGAGACAACUUAUGCUUAGCCAAAUAUUGUCAGCUCAGGCAAGAGAAAGGCUUGCCAGAAUCGCAUUAGUGAAACCUGACAAGGCGAGAAGUGUGGAGGACGUUAUUCUUAGAGCAGCUCAAAUGGGUCAGAUAAGUGAAAAGGUUUCUGAGGAAAAACUCAUUUCACUUCUUGAGCAGAUUAACACCCAAACCACCAAACAGACCAAAGUCACUAUUCAACGACGCCGGAGCGUCCUUGAAGAUGAUGAUUAAGGGGCUACUGAUGUGUGUAGGUGAUUUAUAUCUGUUAUCUGCUUCCAUACAAUUUUUUUUUGUCUGAAUUUUACCACACAAUGCUUGUUUUUGAAUUAUCAAAUGUAAUGUUGAUGUGCCUUCUUGGUUUGCUCUUGCUUGCAUGUUAUCCCUUUCUUUGUAUAAUGCAAAUUAUUGCUCAUUCAUUAUCUUGGUAACGUUAU
Messenger RNA from Phalaenopsis equestris, 738 nucleotides. RefSeq names its product DNA-binding protein DDB_G0278111. NCBI's taxonomy places the organism in Eukaryota, Viridiplantae, Streptophyta, Magnoliopsida, Asparagales, Orchidaceae. Gene Ontology annotation, molecular function: DNA binding. The coding region runs from base 143 to 535 and encodes 130 amino acids. Gene Ontology annotation, cellular component: nucleus; cytosol. The transcript is spliced from 7 exons. The record is from RefSeq and is a predicted model, not a curated record.